Messenger RNA from Filobasidium floriforme, 2794 nucleotides. RefSeq lists its product as uncharacterized. The coding region runs from base 228 to 2705 and encodes 825 amino acids. The record is from RefSeq and is a predicted model, not a curated record. The transcript has 4 exons. NCBI's taxonomy places the organism in Eukaryota, Fungi, Basidiomycota, Tremellomycetes, Filobasidiales, Filobasidiaceae.
CUUGAAAUGGUCGCCGUUGCACCUCAUCACAUUAAUAGAGAGCAUUAAUAGGGAUUCUACAAUCUUACAUUCGUACUCGAUCAAUACUAUCGAUGGCGAUAGCGAUCCGCAACGGAUCGUGCUUCGACCGGGCCUAACUAGUCGAGCUGAAGUCAUCAAACGAUCUGGGACCUCUUAGAACAACAAGCAACAUCUUUCUAUGACCUGAGCCCUCGCGUUCCGACAUUAUGUCCAGGAAAGAAGUGGUCGGCCUCACCGCUGGACAACUCAAUGGACCGAUUCGGGGAAAUUCUAACACACCACACACGGGUAACCUGCGACCUGCUGCGUCAGCCGAAGAUCCAACUAGGCUAAGAAAGAAGCGAAGGCGGAAUAGGACCCAUGAGAUAUCGGCUGCCAGCCCAGAAUGUCUUCCUGACUCACAGGACAGUAAUAAUGCAGAUCCGGAGGUAGUGCCGGAUUCCCAGUGGGCCUGUCAUUCAGGUAGCUUGUUAUUUCCGCAGGAUUCGCUCCCCAUGGGCAUUGCGACUGCGGAUGCGGAUGAGAAUGACCGGGUGGUCAGUUCUCAAUCGCAAGAACUGAAAGACGAGGAGGAUCUUUUGCAUUUCGAGGCGCAAGUCAUUGAUAUGCCGCCAUCCACCCGUAGAAAGCUUAGCCCAAUAGUCACCUACGAAUCAGAUAGCGAUCACACUGUGACGAGGCGGUCCAGCGUUGAAGCUGAGAUCAAGUUCGAAGACUUUCAUUUCGAUGUCGACGUCAAAGUCGAGGCACCGGAAGAUAGCGAGUCGCGUGAAGAUGUUAACGAUCUCAGCACAGUGUCACAAGACUCUGGGCGGGUUUUGCAAACGACUGGCGAUGGGACUGGCAGCCAGAUUACCAAGGGACCCUCGCAGACAAUCCAUGAUAUUGACGAACAGCCAGCUCGAGCCGCCUGCAAGCCAAUGACGGGGACAGGCGUAUGCGGCUCAGAAGGUGACUUGGAGGCGCCAUCCGUCGCUGCUCCGCGACGGGAUGUCGCUGCCGAGAUCGCAAGCCGACUGGCCGCUAUUGAGGAAGAGGAGCGCCACAAAGCUGCUCUUCUAACCACUGAAAUGGAAACGUUGUCCGAGUCCGAUGAAGACGAGCUCAUGGAUCUGGCAGAUCUACCGAAAGUGUAUGCCCCCCCUCGCAGAUCGACUCGAGUCUUCCGUGUGCCGGAGCCCAAGAAAGUGCAAUCUAGACCGAUCGCUAUUCCUGUCGCUCCUGGCCUGCAAGGUGCCGAUCGAUUUCAAGCAAAGCUCGCUCAGAGAGCUCUGGCCAGGAAAUACCUAGAUGAACACGACGAUUUACCAGAUGAUGGAAGCGGUCUAGUCAGAUCUGCGGACGCUCAAACACCAUUACAAAAGGAGAUAUCCGAAAUUGAAGCUCUGAUAAAUGGCACUCCUGCCACGACAGCCAAAGACGUUCCGGAGCCGGUGCCCCCAACCUUUUUCGAAGGAUGCAGAAGCAAAGACUCCGUCAUCCGGAAUCACUUGUUCGAGCAUUUUGGUUGUAUGGAUGAAGAUCUAGUCAGCUUCGAUAGCUGGCAACGCUUUCUUAGGAAAGCGGUCACGAAAUUUGGUGACGAGGGCAAAACGGUUACUCCCGAAAGUCUUGUCCUCAUGUCACGUAUGAGUGCAGACUUGUCAGAAGGAUAUAUUGUCAUCGCCAGUCACUAUAUCGCCAACGCCACCAGGCAUCUCAAUCCAGCUCAAACACAAUUGGCCGUAUAUGCGAUAUCGGAACACAUCGUUGAAUCGUCAGAGGACUUCGAAACUCACCUCGUGGCCGUCUUCAGCCGAACUCAGGAUUUUCUACGACGAUUGUCUUUAAAUGUUUUGCGAGUCAGUCCGCAUUUGCAGGAGUAUGAGGAUGAUCCUCGCUUCGAGCGGCUGCUCAUUGAGGCAGAAAAGCGUAACUUAUUGCUUUACGAACUCCUUGACGAGUGUACAAAAACAAACGAUCUUCAGAUCAGUCGACACCUUCGGAUGUUAGCUGUCUAUUGGGGAAACACGGGCGAAAUCUUGACUUCGUUGGCCUCAGCCACAACGAACGCGGAAAUCUCCCCACGGCAAGCAGCUCUCGCCUGGUUGGGACGAGUGGAUACUGUCUUGAAAGUCCUGGCAAACGAGAUAGCACCGAAGGCCAAUGACCCUUACAAUCGUCGCAAAGCUAGGGAUAGGGAACGGCUCGACAUGUUGAGAACUCAGAUCAAACGGCGAGGCCAAACGUUCCUUCAGCAAAUCCACCUUACCCAACCGAGGCGAUUGCUCGGUCGCAAGGGCCAGAACUUGGAAGAAACCGCUAUCGAAGCCUUUUUCUUGCCCCCCACGAAAGCUGCUACGACGACCGAACCCUCCGGCUCGCUUAUGCGACCGAAACCAAAACCGAGAUGGAUAACGAAAAUGACGCUGCGAGAAGACCAUCAUCACAGUCAUCACAACCACCAUGCGACCCCACCGAUGUUGAGCCAGCUAGAGCCGAGAUCCAAGAUACAUUUAUCUACAGACUCCAGCCUCGAACCGCACCUCUGUGACGACAACUUUCAUAAUACGACCUCCACUGCGUCCCCGCAGACGACCUCCCACGACAGCAUUCGACGGCAACGACAUGACAAGAUGGAUUACGCUGCAUCGAAUUCCCAGUUAACUUUGCCAGACGGGUCCAAUUUUAUGUAUAAAAAAUGAGACAACCACCACAACUGAUAUAGAGCUGUCUGUAGUAAUGAAUUGCAUUGCCUCGUACAUAACAUGUAAUCAAGCCUCUGAUUCCAGGG